ACAGUUUGCUCCAAUCGCUUAAACCGGAAGGUGGCUGAAACCUUAAGUUAUUUCAUUGGCAUUUCACGAAAAAAUAUAAAUAAAAUCGUUUUGCCGUGUGAUGGCUUUUCUGCGUUCGGUAACUAAGCAAAGUGUCUAUAAAAAAUACGGUUUAUUUUUCGAUUCGUUUCAAAAUUUCGGAAAAACCAAUUUAAAUAUCGGUCAAACCGCAUUAAAAUCAACAGCCGCAAGUAGUACCUUAGUGCGAAAUGCAACAAACGCCGUCGAAAGCCAGUCUCCAAAAGAUCCCCUUGACAUUAGUUUUUCCGACCCUAAGGCAGCUUUCAAAAGCAAGACCAACUGGGAACUUAUUAGGGCAUACCUGGUUUAUGCACUAUGUUCCGUCGAGUAUUUGGUUACCCACAAUAUGAAGUUGAUGAAGUUCGCAGAGAAGGUAUUAGGGGAGAAGCUAUUCAUAAUGUUGAUGAAAGGAACAUUUUAUGGGCAUUUUGUUGCUGGUGAGGACCAGAUUAAAAUAAAACCAACACUACAGCGACUAAGAUCAUUUGGAGUUAAACCCAUCCUUGACUACUCAGUCGAAGAGGAUUUGUCUCAAGAAGAGGCAGAGAAACGUGAACUUGAGUCCUCAGUUCCCGAAGCAGGAGAAGAAAAGGUCGAGGGACCUCUAAAGCAGUACCAUGUGGAUAAGACAUUCGCCGACAGAAGAUACAAAGUACAGUCAGCGAGGACAUACUUCUACCUCAAUGAAGCCCAGUGCGAGAAGAACACGGAAACAUUCAUCAAAUGCUUGGAAACCAUAGCAGAGUUUCAGCAAACAUCUCAAGGCUCUACUUAUGGCACCGGGAUCGCAGCUGUUAAAUUCACUGCUUUGGGCAGACCACAACUGUUGCUUCAACUUUCUGAAGUAAUUAUGAGAGCAAGACAGUACAUGACCGAAAUUGUUGGAGGUGAAGGUAACGUUUUGUGUCAUCACAUGAAGUAUGAAGAUUUGGAGGCGAAAUUCGAAAAAAUUCAAGAUAAAGAAUCCUUACGAAAAUUCUUGAAGCAAGUUACAUACGAUAAACAAGGUGUUCUCCACUUAUUCCCCUGGUCGGGUAUUAUUGACGAGAACCAAGAGUUGAGUGCUUCCUUCAGAGUUCCAGACUUAAAAUCAGGAAGGAUGAUCAGGCUAUUAACACAGCUAUCACCAAAGGAGGAGGAGAUGUUCAGAAAUAUGGUUAGGAGAUUUAAUACCAUUGUGAAAGCAGCACAGGAAAUGGAUGUUAGGAUAAUGGUUGAUGCAGAACAAACUUACUUCCAACCAGCAAUUACCCGAAUUACUCUGGAAUAUAUGAGAAAGUACAACAAACAAAAAGCGAUAGUAUUUAAUACUUACCAAUGUUAUUUGAAAAAUGCUUUUGAUGAAGUUUCGACUGAUUUGGAACAAGCAAAACGUCAAGACUUCUAUUUUGGAGCUAAACUCGUUCGGGGAGCAUAUCUCGAACAGGAACGAGCCAGGGCAGCCGCGAUGGGCUAUCCUGACCCAACCAAUCCAGAUUACGAAGCUACGUCUGAGAUGUAUCAUAAAACUCUUUCAGAAUGUUUGAGGAGGAUAAAGGCCUUCAAGCAAAAAGGAGAAGACAAGAAAAUUGCUAUAAUGGUAGCUUCUCACAAUGAAGAUACCGUGCGAUUUGCUAUUAAAAAAAUGGAGGAAUUUGGGAUAGAACCCAAAGAUAAAGUGAUAUGUUUUGGACAAUUGUUUGCUAUGUGUGAUUAUAUUACUUUCCCAUUAGGUCAAUCUGGAUAUUCAUCUUAUAAAUACAUCCCCUAUGGACCUGUAAAAGAAGUAUUACCGUAUUUAUCUCGAAGAGCUCACGAAAAUAAAGGAGUAUUAAAGAAAAUUAAGAAAGAAAAGAAAUUACUUGCAAGCGAAAUUUUCAGGCGCUUAUCUAGAGGUCAAUUAUGGUAUACACCUAAAGGAAAUUAUGUUCCCGUAUAAACACUAGAUCUCAAACACAGCAACCAUAAAACCACUGUGCAGGUUUUACCUAGUUUUGCGACUUACCUACCCGUUUUGUAGAUAACUAGUUGGCAGACAAAUAAAACUAACGUCGUUACAGAAAAAUCUGCGUGACAAAUUCCAAAAAUUUAACAUCAAUUGGCCUAAAUAUACAUAAAAUAAGCAGUCCCUAUAUUUUUACAAACAUGUAAAUAUAAAGCAAAUAAAGGUCAUUUUUAAUACUGUCUGAUAACGGAAAGAAAAGACUGUGUUUGAUAAUAUUUUGAAAUGUCAUUGCCUUAAAAUAUAUAACGAAGGAAUGUUUUAAGUCAUGAAUUCAAAUCAAAACAUUUUACUAAAACAGAUCAUUGAUAAAUGAUCUGUUUUUAGGGUAUCUUAUGAUUGCAUAUUGAAGCGAACCUCGUUUGUUGAUUUGCUGAUUUUUAUUUCUAAAUCGAAUUUAUAGUUAUAGAAAUAAAAAUAAUUUUAGUUUAUAUCUUAUUGUUAACAUAUUUUUUAGGAUUGUGAUUUUUGUGUUUACUGAUAAUUAUUACAGAGAAAGGACUUAAACGUCGCACAUGUUUUUAACUGCGUUAAUUAUUUGUUUACAUGUAUAUUUACCGUUGUGAAGUAGGUAUUUUUUUAUUUUGACUAAUGCAAAAAACACAUUUCAGUAUAGAUGCGUGUUGGUAACAUUACUGUUAAUUACUUCUUAAAGUUAAAAUUUGAUUUGGUUUCCAGUAACAGGACUUAAAGAGGUACCAACAAGGUAUGAAAAAAAGCAAAAGUAAAUUAUUAAACCUUUUACAUGCCACUAUACGUGUAGUCCAGUCGGGUUAGACGAAUAACUGACCUAACCUUGCAUGCCGAGCUGUCCCAAAUUUGAUUUUUCUAAUCUUUAGGGGAGGCCAAUAGUAGUGUAAAUUUAAAAUCUCGACUGAAUACCGCCGUUGCGUUAGCUCUUAUUUUGAUUUCAAACGAGAACCAUUUUUGGUCAAUAUCUUCGCCAUUUUCAACUUUAAAACCAAUCAGAUCUUACGCUCGCGCUUUUACCGCAUACGUACUACAAUAAAUAUUGAUUUCAGCAAAAAAUUAAAGAGGUCUAAAUUGUAUAAAAUUCAAUUCUCUUCAUUUUUGUGUAGGUACAUUUUUGUUUUAAUAUUAAUAAUACACGAGAUAAUUGAAUAAUUAUGCUUUAUCUGUCACUAUUUUCCCUCAUAACUGGGAAAAUAUCGACCGCACGAAAAAAAUUAUAAUAUAAUAAUAUAGAAAAUCACAUUUUCAAUCAUUUCAGUUCCUACACUUUUUGUCGAAAAGUUGAAAAUGGCGGAGAUAUUGAGCAAAACGGUUCUCGUUUAAAAUCAAGAUGGCGGCUAACGCAACGGCGGAAUUCAGUAGAGAUUUUAAAUUUACAUUACUAUUGACCUCCCCUAAAUAUUAGAAAUAUAAAAUUUGGGGCAGCUCGGCAUGCAAGGUCAAAUGUUAUUCCGACUGGGCUAACGUCAAAAUUAGGAAAAAGUAAAAAGUAGAUUCGUUAAGUUCCUCACAGUAUUAAAUAAGUAUUUCUUGUCUAAUUUAUUAAUUGUUACGAAGUUAUUAUUUUUUAUAUCCCUCGCGUGUUAUUAGUUAUAAAUCUAUAUGUUUAACUGUUUAAAUUUUAGAACAUGACACAUAUUAUGUUUACUGGUACGAAUAUUAACAACUAUUUAAGUCUAACAUAAGACAUUGUUGCGUUGUGGUUGUGACCAAUAUAGUAUAUUUCAUGUGUGAAUUUCAAUUAAAGUUCAUUUUUUGUGUAAUAUCCAUUUUUUUAUUUUGGUUAUUAGUGAUACUUUAAUGAUUAAGAUUAUUAGUUUGCUCGCAAAGGUAAUAUAAUCAACUGUGACUAAUCAAACGUAAUAAAUUAAAAUAGAGUAGAUAUAUUAAAAGUACGCGUUCAUGAUGUCGACAUAAUUCUUCUUUUGACAUAAUAAUCCUGGAUGGGUCUUUGCUUGUCUGGCUAUGUCUUUCCAGUCAGAUCUCUCUUGUGCCCUUCUCCUCCAUUGUCUUAUAUUUAUGGUUUUCAGAUCAUCUUCCAAGUCAUCCAACCAUCUCGUCCUGGGCCUUCCUUUUUUUCGCUUUCCUAUCGGGUUCCAUUGCAAUAUUUUUUUAUUAUUUUUUUUUUUGUUGUUUUUGCAUCCUCUUGUCUCUGGACAUGUCCCAGCCAUGACAGUCGUUGACUUUUCACAAAUCUAACAAUAUACCCUUCAUUCAAUUCAUUAACCUCGUCGUCUUUCCUGAUUCUCCAUGUGCCGUAUUCCUCUUUUAUCGGGCCAUAUACUUUUCUCAGUAUCUUUCUCUCGAGUGUCCGGAGUUGACCUUUAUCUUUUUUUGAUAUUAACCAAUUUUCACAACCAUAGUAGUCCAAGAGGCAGCGCUGAAAAAUCUCUUUGAAUUUACUAAAGCUAGAUUUUUCACAGUUGAUUACUGUGAUUGUGUAGAGUGUAGAGAAACAUACUGCGGUCGGUCAAGCGAAACGUAGAACAGGGGUUACUGAGAGGGUAUCAAAGUUGCUUUCCUACGAAGGUAAUUAAAUCCAUUUACUAAGGCUGAAAAUCAGUACACACAUUCUAAAUUAAAUAUAAAUAAAAGUUAUUAUAGUCGGUCAGCUGCAUGGCGGGACAGAGCCGGUCGGUCGGCCCCAGUGAAUGUACAGGGUUAUUCACUAUAUUUUGACCCUCUUGUAAACUGCUUUAUUUACAGAAUUAGGAAAAAAUGUAAAAUACAAAAUUCAAUUUUUAAAUUAUGAUUUUUUGACAUAUCGUCGGCUUACUGCCAAAACUAACCAACUCCAUUUUUAAAAGUUUUGAGAAACCUACCUUUAAACUUUAAUUUGAAAUGAAAAAUCGUCUGAAUUUAAAUAAUGAUUUAAUAAUUGAAAAGUAUGACAAAAAUAUUUUUCAGUUAUUAAGUAAUUUUUUAAAAUUCAGUCGAUUUUCAAUUUCAAAUUAAAGUUUAAAAGGUAGAUUUCCCAAAACUUUUAAAAUGGAGUUGGUUGGUUUUGGCAGUAAGCCGACGAUAUAUAUCGUAUUAGUGACGUCAUCCAUUUGGGCGUGAUAACGUAAUCGACUAUUUUUUAAAUGGGAAUAGGGUCGAGUGCUAGCUCAUUUGAAAGGUUAUUCAAUUCCCUAUUCAGUAAUAUAAACAUUAAUAUGAUUAAUUAUACAGGGUGUCCAAAAAAAAUUUUUUAAUUAAAUUGUUUAAUAAUUCAAAAAAUUUUUGUUGGACACCCUGUAUAAAUAAUGAUCUUAAUGUUAUAGUACUGUAUAGAGAAUUGAAUAACCUUUCAAAUGAGCUAGCACACGACACCUAUUCUCAUUUAAAAAAUAGUCGAUUACGUCAUCACGCCCAGAUGGAUGACGUCACUAGUACGACAUAUAUGUCAAAAAAUCAUAAUUAAAAAAUCGAAUAACUCUUAUAUUUUACAUUUGUUUCUAAUUCUGUAAAUAAAGCAGUUUACAAGGGGGUAAAAAUAUAGUUAAUAACCCUGUACAUUCAUUGGAGCCGACCGACCGGCACUGACGGACUAUAAUAACUUUUAUUUAUAUUCAAUUUAGAAUGUGUGUACUGAUUUUCAGCCUUAGUAAAUGGAUUUAAUUACCUUUGUAGGAAAGCAACUUUGAUACCCUCUCAGUAAACCCUGUUCUACGUUUCGCUUGACCGACCGCAGUAUGUUUCUCUACACAAUCACAGUAAUCAACUGUGAAAAAUUUAGCUUUAGUAAAUUCAAAGAGAUUUUUCAGCGCUGCCUCUCCGUCUAUAGGUUACUUCGGGUCUAAUCAUUGUUCUGUAGCCUAAUAAUUUCGAUGUCAUCAAUCUGUUAUUAGAACAGUAUGUACGAUUCCAACUGGAAAUACGUGCAAUAAUUGAUAUCGAUAUAAUUAAAGCCCUUAGAGUCUUAUACCAUGUAUUACCAUGAUGUUACUAGUAUGGAGAAAGUACGUGGAACACAGAAUCACCAAGAAGUUGAAAAUUCCACGUAAUAUAUUUAAUCAGCAAGAACUAGUGGCAUGUUCGGAUCAUUCAGGAAUGCAAAUGAAGAAUUUUGUUAUAUUUAUAGGUAAAAUAAACAUAAUCAUCAUUCAACGUUAAGGUAUGAGUCAAAUAAAAAGCUCAAAAACUCAAAAGCGGAGCCAUUUCGGCGUAUCUUCCAAUUUUGCUAGUAGACGAUUUACGAGAAAAUCAAAAAAGCCACUUAUGUAGGUCACUAACGUAAAAAAUAAUAUUAAGUGUAUGCACUUAUGUUCAUGUACUAUUUACUAGCCAUGCCUAUAAGGGAAUUCAUUCAAACUCUUCGCUUGUUUUUUUAAAAAGAACCAGAAUCUCACUUUUAAAGUUGUCCUGAUUUGUUUGAAGGAAUAUAUCCUUAAAAUUUUAAUAAAGUAUCAUUUGAAAUAUUCACUUGGUUUUAGUACUCUACAAUGGUACUCUCUAAAAAACAGAAAAUUUUGACAACUUCAAAUGCUACAGCUGUGUUUUAAAAAGUUCAAAAUUGUGCUUAUAAGGAAUUAUGGAAUUGUCAACUAAAUACUACGUGAAGGCAAAUAUAUGUAUUAUGUGCAAUACCUAUAUAUUUUUUUGAUAUUAUUGACUUCAAACAUUUUUUUUUUUAUUUUCUCUAGAAUACUCACUAGCAAAAUGGGAGGAUACACCGAAACUGAUGCCCUAAUUAAGCUCUAAUUACGCGCUUUUAUUUGACACGCACCUUAACCUUUAGUGCCGACUGUUUAUUUUGCUUUAGGCCUAGUUUAAUAUUUUCGUGACAAGACAUUUUGUAACGCGACAAUUCGUAACGUCAAAAUUAAAUUAUUCUGUUUAUUUUUGUUAACGUGGAAACUAUCUGUUGUUUCAGUUACAAUUGAAAUUGUGUUUAUAAAUUUAAUGUCCGACUGGUAUAUUAUUUGACAAAUAAUGACAUGAUUUCGAAGUCAGUUAAGUAUGAUAUAAUGCCCUAUGGCGUUAUUUUGAAAAAUAACGCCCUAGGGUAUUAAAUUUAAAUAACUAGUUAAAUACUGUCAAGUUGACAAAUAGCAACCUAAGUAAAACUAUGGUUACCACAAUUACGUUACGACUAUUGCUGCUAAAUGUACUUAUUUGAAAACUAAUUAAUUCAAAAUUCAUUCAAAUUUUUUGCAUAUAAAGAAUAUUUAGUCGGACAUUAAACGUUGAAGGCACCACGGGUAUUAUAGGUAAUAACGCUUUCGGUCAACGUAUAUCCCUCGGGCCAAAGGCCCUCGCUAUAUACAGCAUUGACCUCAAGCGUUAUUAUCCUUAUAAUACCAUUGGUACCUUAAUAACUAUAACGAACCCGCAUCAGUAUUAUAUUAAUUAUUAUAGUAAAUACAUUGUUCUGAAGCUAUUUUCUUGUGGCAUUUUUAUAAUAAAUUACUUUUAAUGGGAAAUAAGCCACAAUUUUACCAAAAAAAUGAUUUUAUUAAGUAAAUACAUUAUUAUUAAACUGUUUUUAUUCGUUUCGUUAUUUUUUAGACUUAGUUUUACUACUUUAAAGUAAUCAUUCAAGAUAACAUAUUAAAAAAAAUUCAUUCAUAUUAACAAGAAUAUGUGUGAAAUAUAUUUAAAAAGAAAUAAUGGUCUUAAAAAACUACCACUACUUUUAGUAUAGAAAUGUAUGCAAAAUGAGUUUUUGUAUAAAUUAAGUAAUACAUACUAAAUUUGCCAAAAAAAAUUUAAAUGUUGGCGUGACGAAUAUAUGUAGUUACGAACUGAUGGCGUUACGAAUUGUCCAUUACCGUUUGUCAGGUUACGAACUGUCGCGUUACGAGAUGUCAUGGAACGGCACCCAAAAAAAGUUGAAGGAUACCUGUAAUGACCAAACUGCUGAUAUCAAAAAAUCCACAGUCGAUUAAGUGAUUUACACUUGAUUAUAUUUCAUGUGAUUUCGUUUUACUUGUGUUAGAAUUAAAUGUCUAUGAGGUCUUUUAAUUAAAUUAAACAAUACUUUUAUGGCACCACAAUUAUAGGAUACCCUAUCAAGUUCACGCAGACUAAAAGUUCAUAGCGUUCUUUAAAAAAUACAUUUUGUACAGUAAAGUAACUAUUGUGAUUAAUCUAGAUGUACAUUUUAUGAAAAUCCUGACUUUCAUGGUAAUCUAGAUUCAUAUUUAACUACCUAUACUUUAUUUUACGUUAAGAACGGACCGUUUUGCUUACGCAGAUCAGUGUUGCCAAAAUUCUCAGGCACGUGUUGCUACUAGAUUCAUUUUCGAUGCGAUAGAAACAGCACCGCCGCGCUUCUAUCGUCCAUAAGAAAUACGUAGCCCUAUCUAUGGCAAUGUUCCGUCCUUAACAUGAAACGCUCUAUAGUUGGUAGUGCAGAGUAGGGAUAUUUUUUAUUAAUUGUAGAAGCUAUCUGAAAUUUUAAUAUGAAUACAGUAUACUUUUAAAAACUGAGAUUAUAUUAAUUAUAGACGAAAAUGGGAAAACGGAAAUAUACUUUUAAUAAUAAUUGGAAAAAUAACGUUUUUCAUAUAUAUUAUUGCUUAGUAUGUUUCAACAGUACUCAUAUGGGAGUUUUUUAUUGUGUUCAUCUUAAAAUAAGCUUAUAACGUAUUUAUUCGUUUUAGAAUCCCUAAUAAGGUUAUCUGUUUGACCGUGGUUACAAAUCAAUUGUAAUUUUUAUAUUAGUAGUUUAUAACUUUCUUUUGCUCAUUACCCACAACAGAUAUUUGAUUAGCCUGUGAUUUUUAGAUUUUCUUUUAAAAAAGUGUUGAAACCCUACCGUCUAUUACGUUUAAGUUGUUUACUUUUGGUGUGUAAAAAAUAAAUUUAAUAAAAGUUU
Molecule: messenger RNA, 8816 nt
Organism: Diabrotica virgifera virgifera (western corn rootworm)
Lineage: Eukaryota; Metazoa; Arthropoda; Insecta; Coleoptera; Chrysomelidae
Gene: slgA
Product: proline dehydrogenase 1, mitochondrial
Exons: 11
Coding region: 101-1978 (625 amino acids)
Cellular component (GO): mitochondrion
Molecular function (GO): proline dehydrogenase activity; FAD binding
Source: RefSeq, a predicted model, not a curated record